AUGGCGACCCUCGGAGGCUACCUCAACAAGAAAGUGCUCAUAGUAACAGCGGACUCGAGAAUUCUCGUGGGCACCUUGGAAGCCGCGGACCAGUCCACCAACCUCGUCCUCAGCAACGCCCAGGAGCGGGUGAUCCAGACCCCCGAGAGCGGAGAGCCCUCGGUCCAGGUCCCCCUCGGCCUCUACCUCGUCCGCGGCGACAACGUCUGCACCAUCGGCCUGGUGGACGAAGCGCUAGACGACAGCAUCAACUGGACCGAGGUCAAGGGCUCCGCCAUUGGAGGAACCAAGCACACAUAA
This is a messenger RNA of Colletotrichum graminicola M1.001, 300 nucleotides long. RefSeq names its product LSM domain-containing protein. The record is from RefSeq and is a predicted model, not a curated record. Gene Ontology annotation, molecular function: RNA binding. The transcript is spliced from 3 exons. Gene Ontology annotation, cellular component: precatalytic spliceosome; U4/U6 x U5 tri-snRNP complex; U6 snRNP. Gene Ontology annotation, biological process: mRNA splicing, via spliceosome. Bases 1 to 300 code for a protein of 99 amino acids. NCBI's taxonomy places the organism in Eukaryota, Fungi, Ascomycota, Sordariomycetes, Glomerellales, Glomerellaceae.